Molecule: messenger RNA, 696 nt
Organism: Necator americanus (New World hookworm)
Lineage: Eukaryota; Metazoa; Nematoda; Chromadorea; Rhabditida; Ancylostomatidae
Exons: 7
Coding region: 1-696 (231 amino acids)
Biological process (GO): translational initiation
Cellular component (GO): eukaryotic translation initiation factor 4F complex; cytoplasm
Molecular function (GO): translation initiation factor activity; RNA 7-methylguanosine cap binding
Source: RefSeq, a predicted model, not a curated record
AUGGCUCAAAACGAGAACGUUGAAAAUGAGGUGAGAGAGGAAACAUCGAAGGAAAAGGAAGAAUUCAUCACUAUACCUGAGCCAAUGGCUCUCCAUCCUCUAAAACAAAAGUGGACAUACUGGUAUUUGAACGAUGACAGAAAUGCGAGUUGGGAAGAUCGUCUCAAGCCAGUGUGCACCUUCUCGACAGUUGAAGAAUUUUGGGCCCUUUACAAUAACAUACGCCCACCAUCCGGACUCAAUUGCCUUUGCGAUUACAACGUUUUUAAAGCUGGGAUCCAACCUAUGUGGGAGGUGCCGGAGAACUUGAAAGGAGGAAGAUGGCUUAUUACAAUAGAAAAAGGACGUCCUCCCGAGGUAAUGGAUUUGAUCUGGUUGGAGAUUUUGAUCGCAAUGAUUGGGGAGCAGUUUGGAGAUGAUAUGGAUCUUAUUUGCGGUCUUGUGUGUAAUGUACGUGGAAAAGGAAGCAAGAUUAGUAUGUGGACAAAAGAUUGGAGCGCCGAGGAAGGAAACAUGCGGAUCGGGCAAAUUUUGAAGCAGAAACUGCUGGGUGCUGAUGUGCCCCCUAACUGUCCUUCCCCAUUGUUUGAUUGGUUGAAGUACGAGGACCACGACAGUUGUCAGAAGAAAAGUGGAAGCACUGUAAAGGCCAAGCUGUCAAUAUCUGCCGUUAACCAGAUGCCCGAGAGGAACUAA